Molecule: messenger RNA, 960 nt
Organism: Magnolia sinica
Lineage: Eukaryota; Viridiplantae; Streptophyta; Magnoliopsida; Magnoliales; Magnoliaceae
Product: glutathione S-transferase F11-like
Exons: 3
Coding region: 87-749 (220 amino acids)
Cellular component (GO): cytoplasm
Molecular function (GO): glutathione binding; glutathione transferase activity
Source: RefSeq, a predicted model, not a curated record
AUGCCAAGAUAAAGAAAGCGUAGCGUCUUCUUUCCCUUAUCUUCUAUUCCAGAGCUUGAGUGAUAUCUCUGUCCGUCUUAAGAUAAAUGGGGAGCGUGAACGUGUACGGACCAACAUUGUCGACGGCGGUUUCCCGCGUUCUAGCUUGUCUGAUCGAGAAAGAAGUCCAAUUCCAGCUCAUCAAUGUUGACAUGUCAAAAGAACACCACAAGAAGCCCGACUUCCUCAAAAUUCAGCCCUUCGGCCAAGUCCCUGCCUUCCAAGAUGAAAACAUCUUCCUUUUUGAGUCUCGGGCGAUAUGUCGAUACGUUACGGAGAAAUACGCAGAACAGGGGAAUAAGGCCCUGUAUGGGACAAACUUGUUAGAGAGGGCAUCCAUUGAUCAAUGGCUGGAGGCUGAAGGGCAGAGCUUCAACCCACCAAGCUCGACGUUGGUCUUUCAGCUGGCAUUUGCACCUCGAAUGAAGCUGAAGCAGGACCCGGCUGUGAUAGCGCAGAGUGAGGAGAAGCUGGGGAAGGUGCUGGAUGUGUAUGAGAGAAGGCUUGGAGAAAGCAAGUUCCUGGCAGGGGAUGAAUUCACACUUGCUGAUCUUUCUCACCUGCCAAACACACAAUAUCUUGUCCACAACACUGACAGGAGUGAGAUGUUUGCAUCGAGGAAGAAUGUGAGUAGGUGGUGGGAGGAGAUAUCGGGCCGAGCUUCGUGGAAGAAGGUGGUGGAGAUGCAGAAGAACCCGACUCCUGCUUAGCUUCUAUUUCUACCUGCAUUUUGUUUGUUAUGUUUUUAGGUAAAGGUGGUUUUAUUGCUCUGUUUUAUGAUUUUGAAGGAUUUGUGUUUCAAUGGUUAGAUUGAUGCAUUUCAAUUGGUUUUUAUUUCUUGAACUAAAUUGCAUUUUAAAACAUGAUCCUGGUUCCUCUACCAAGUUCUAAUAGCAUAGGAUUGUUCUGCCAGUGAUUCAC